AUGAAGUCUUCGCCAGUUUGUUCGUUAAACUGGCCAGUUCUCAUUUGCAGGAUUAUCGAGAUAUGGGCCUUGACAUUGCUGGCCAAUCAACUGGUGCAGCCAGUCAGCGUGACUUUGCUUUCAAACCCCAGCGAUCAGGGUCGUGAGUGUGCCAGCACAACCAUUUACCAAGGCGCCGAUGUUUGCGCAGGCGCUCGUUCAAAUGUCUUGCCCCCUGAAUGUGAAAAGUUCGAAGAUGUCAAAUAUCCAACCACAAGGGAGAAAGAAGGAAAUCAAGAAAGACUAUCACCCUCCGCCACCACCAAGGCAGCCCAUGCGGAGAAGUUUUUGGAAACAAAUUCAAGUCCCGCAACGAAGAAUUCAUGA
This is a messenger RNA of Puccinia graminis f. sp. tritici CRL 75-36-700-3, 366 nucleotides long. RefSeq lists its product as uncharacterized. Bases 1 to 366 code for a protein of 121 amino acids. NCBI's taxonomy places the organism in Eukaryota, Fungi, Basidiomycota, Pucciniomycetes, Pucciniales, Pucciniaceae. The record is from RefSeq and is a predicted model, not a curated record. The transcript has 2 exons.